CUUUAUCAUUCUAUUUCUGAUUCUGUAGCAGGUCAAGUCGUUUGUUUUUUUAAAAAAAAAGCAUAUAUAGACACAGUACAGAGGUAUGUUCAUGUAGCAUAUGUAUGUAUAUAUACAUAUAUACUUAUAUACUGUAUAUAUAUAUUUAUAUAUUGUAUGUGUAUAUAUUAGAUGUUUUUAUUAAUAAGAUACAGUUGAGUGAGUGUAAACGAGAGGGAGGAGAAAGUGUGUAUAUACAAGUCUGUGUGUAUAAAAUUAAAGCGAGAGAGGGAGAGAGGGAGAGGGCAAAAGAGAAAGAUAGAGUACAAUAAUUCAGUUAAAGGAUAACCAUAGCAUAUGUGAACAUUCAUAUUGUAAUAAGCAAGUUUUGAUGGAUUUUUUUCUUCAAAGCUCGCCAAAAAUUAACAGUUUAUUAGUUGUUUCGCAGUUGAAAGCUAAUUAGUUUCUUGGUUGGAUGAUGAGUGUGAAGAAUAAGGGAUAAGAAUGAAAGGAAAUAAGAGUAUAGGAAUUCACCUGAAUUCUUAAUGAAUGACCGAGCUAACGUAUGCAAACGUGUACAGAGUAAUAUAAGUUGCCUUUGACUAUGCAUAUGUGUAAGUAUCGUAAGGUUAAGGCGUGUCUUGAAAGUGGCUCAAUCGAAUUUUUUCUCUCUCCUCUUUCUGGUUAUAAGGUGCGCUAACAGCGGAUAUUAGAAGAAAUAAUAAUAAAGUUUACGUCAUAGCCAAUCACACGAAACGAUUUUCUCGCAUGGUGUAUGUUUGCUUUUUAACAAAAGCAAUACGAAAAUGGCCGAGUUAAAAAGUAAAAAGAAAAAAACACCAAUGGUUCACCUUACAACCUUUUACUACUGUAGUAUUAUAGAUUGUGCUACCAUACCACCACCCCCUCUUUCCCAUUGCCACCAGGGCUUAUUACUCUUCCCUCCCUCCCCAGCUACUCUAGUUUCUUUCUAGUUACUCUGACAGUCUGUCUCUUUCUCUUUUCUCUCUCUCUCUCUCUCUCUUUCUAUCUAUCAGUCUAUCUAUCUUUGCUUUUAGAUAGCAGUCUUGUUUGAAGCGCUGGCUGUUUGACCGCAAGGUGUCGUUUUCCUAAUUUCCGAUAUCGCCGUAUCAUUUCAUAGUAUAAUAGCUGUUGACCUACAUCAGAGUCGUUUAACAUUAAAAAGAGUUGAUCUUGUAAUUUUGAAACAAUGACUACUCCAAGAACAAGAGAAGAAGAAGCAGAGAAAACUGAAGAGAAAGCUAGAACUUUCUCGGGAGGUGAAGGAGCGGAGGGAAGACGUCGUUCCUCGUCGAACGUUUUUUUUAAACGUGCUGUCGUAUUGGCUGUAGACGCUAGCGAGAAUGCAAAAUUAGCAUUCGAAUAUUUCCUGGCCGAACAUUAUAGACCGGAUGACCUGCUUAUCCUCACGCAUUGCCCGGAAACCCCAAAAUUGCCUUCCUUCUCUUUUAAGAAUCCGAUGAAGCUACCCGUCGAUGAUUGGAAAAGAACCUUAGACGAUAUGAAUUCGAAAACUAGAAAGUUGGAAGAGGAUUACGAAACAACCUGCAUUCAGAGGAAAAUUAAAUACAAAAUUAGAGGACAGUGCUGCGAUAAGCCAGGAGAAGGAAUUCUUUCGGUGGCCAAUUCCGAAAAUGCGGAUUUGAUCGUUAUAGGAACACGUGGAUUGGGAACUAUUAAGAGAGCUAUUAUGGGAUCGGUAUCCGAAUAUGUCGUCAGAAACGCUCCCUGUCCCGUAAUCAUUGUUCCAAGAAAGAAGGACAGACGCGAAAGUAUUUCAAAGUCGUAAUAUAAUCGACAUUUGAUAAAGAUAAAUUUUAUUAUUAAUCACGUGACUCUCUAUUAUAUUGGCCAACAUUUUUUCACUUAAAUAUUACCUUAAAGAAGGAGAGAGGAGGAGGAGGAGGAGGAGAUAGCGAUAGAAAGAAAUAUAGAGCUAGAGAAAGAUAGGGGCGGGGGGAGGGGGCGGUUAAGAAAAAAUCUAGAAUUACGAAACGAAAAGAAAAUGGACAAAAAAAAAAGAACAAAAUUUCUAAAAAAUCCAACCCAAAAAACGAAAAAAAAAACCUUAAAAAAAAAAUUAAAAUCAAGGGUCACGUGAUUAAUUAUUAAAAUUUAUGAAAAGUUUAAUAAUAAUAAUAAAUAUGAAAGAAAGAUAGAUUGAAAACAAAAAACAGACAAAAAAAACGGCACUUUUUCUCUUUUCUUUUUCAUCUUUUUUAGUAUUUUGUGUAUAAUUAAAGAUAUUUUAAUUAAUUAGAUGUUUUUAAUUCUUUCUUUGUUUAUUACGUUUGUAUUUGAUUUCCAAUUGACCUUUUUAUUGACCUUUUUUCUCUCGCCACCCUACAACCUAUUAUUUUCCCUUUCUUUCUUUCCUCUCUUCCCACCCACUCACCCAUCAAACUUUCUAAACCGUUUUCAAAGGGAUAACAAAGAAAUAAGGAUAAAAAUUUUUUAAAUGAUGUAUGAUUAUGGUGGUGAUAGAAACAGCCUUUAUCAAUCUACAUACCUAGUUCUCAGCAUCCCCUCUCCUCUCUUCUCUCUCUCUCUCUCGCUCCAUCUCUUUUAAGGCUUUCACGGUUGUUACUGUACUAAAGUAAUUCGUUUUUAUACACCUAUAUACAGUACAUUUUGAAAUAUAGUAAUACUUAGUAGAUAUAACAAUAAAGUCAUUAGUAUACUAUAAAACACUAAGUAGUUAAUUCGUUCGUUCGUUCAUUCAUUCAUUCAUUCAUUCAAUUCAUCUACACUUAAUUGCUUACUCUACUACUCAAGUUAAAGUUGACGUGAUGAUUAUGUAUCUUUUAUUUUUGAAUGAAUAAACGUUCAAGCUAAACGCU
This is a messenger RNA of Dimorphilus gyrociliatus, 2840 nucleotides long. NCBI's taxonomy places the organism in Eukaryota, Metazoa, Annelida, Polychaeta, Dinophilidae. The record is from the annotation of a GenBank genome assembly.